Messenger RNA from Xiphias gladius (swordfish), 4485 nucleotides. RefSeq lists its product as uncharacterized. The transcript has 10 exons. NCBI's taxonomy places the organism in Eukaryota, Metazoa, Chordata, Actinopteri, Istiophoriformes, Xiphiidae. The coding region runs from base 160 to 3567 and encodes 1135 amino acids. The record is from RefSeq and is a predicted model, not a curated record.
CUCUUAUUCUGAAAAACCAAGGGGAAACAUUAUGUUAGCAACGUGUGAGGUAAACAAAGGCCGUUGUCCGAUGUCCGCAGAUCAAUGAAGAGCGGCAUUUUGGACCUGUGUCCAAGGAAAUAAGAGAUUCCAAGGAAAAAACUAUGAUGAUUAUGGAGAAUGAUGGACAACACAACAGCAAAUAAGAGCCACAUACCCUGUCAGUCGUGGGUGGGCCAGAAUGGCUGGUCCACAGCUUCAAGUGAUGGACCCCUCCUCAACCCGCUGGCCGGCUCUCAGCAUCUCAGCCUGGGCUCGUCUUCUGAACAGAGACCGUCCUACGAUCACCUGCAGACGUCCAAUCAGAGUUGUCUGAGCGACCUUAGCACGUUAUCAUCCACAAACAACACACAUCACUCUGCCUUGUACAAAGACUCUCACAUUAGCAGCAAUCCAUCAUCUACCACGUUAUUUGCCAACACUGCUAUCCCGAGUUCCUCUCCCCUUAUUUCCUUUGCUCAGCAAAGCCCUCAUACUUCAUCGGUGCUGCUAACAUCAAACCAAAGAAAAACUAUACUGCCACCAUCUCUUCCCCAACAAAACCAAGGACUACAGCCUUCUAGGCCCCAACAGUUACCAAUUCUCUCACCCCACGACCCUUACAAAGUGUCAUUUCGACCUCCAUUAACCAAUCAGGGUUUACCAAGCGGACUUCAAGAUCUGCCUAUGAGCCUGCCAUCAUGUGGACAACGUGUAAGUACAUCUCAAGCUAGUCUGGAAGGGGCAAAUGUGGAGUCUGCUGGUGUUGCUGGAUACACUCACAGCUAUGGCCCAUCCACUUCUCAGGAGCAGCCUCAGUGGAUACCGUCAUCACACUGCAGGGGAGCCGUGAGCAAGUUUGUCCCUGAUGCAGCUGCUCAUCAUAACAAUGAGCCGUCGCAGGAGAACAUCAUCCCACUGGCCAGCAAUGAGAGAUGGCGUUCAGUACUUUUAUAUCAUCGUGCACAACUACUUAAACAGCUGGCAGAGAUGGAUAAACUUCUGGAAUCAAUACCUUCAGAUGACAGCAGUGAUGGACAGUCUCUGCUCACAGCAAUCCAGUGUGAACAAACUAAGACCAGCGAUGCACAGCAAGUUCAGCUGUCUGCGAGAAAGUCAAAGUCAAAUCUUUCAGCAGAUUGUUCAUCACCUGCAUCCUAUAAUGAACACGAUGAGAACUGUGAUAUUCCCGAGGAUUUGAUGUCAGCGGGAGAAUCAGAGAAAAAGGAAAAUACCUCAGCCGAGUCAGGGGAUGACAGUGAUCCUGAUUACUUACCGAACAGUGAAGGUGACUUCUCUGAUUUCCGAUCUGACACUGACUGGGGCUCUUCAGAGGAAUCUAGUCACAGCGGUUCCUCGACCCCCACGGACGAAAAACCUCCUCAGUCACGAAAAAAAAAGGAUAAAUCGGGAAGUUCUUUGUACAAGGACGAGGUUGUAAAAAAGUAUCGUGCAGCCAAUCAGAAGAAGUCCUCUGAACCUGUAGUGUUGCCAACCUCAAAUUCGAAAGCGCAACGUGUUUACGACAAGAGGAAUUACUGUUUUUUUUGCUCUAAGCCACUAGCCAAAAUGGCACGGCAUUUAGAGACAGUCCACAGUGACAAAGCAGAGGUUGCAGUUGCAUUUCAGUAUCCCAUACAUUCCAGAGAAAGACAGAAGAUAUGGAACAAACUAAUAAAUCAAGGAAACUUUGCGCAUAAUAAAGAUGUUUUGCGAACAGGGAAGGGACAACUUGCUGUCCGAAAAAGACCAAACAGGACUGGACAAGCCAAAGACUUUCUUCAUUGUCUUUAUUGUCACGGUCUUUAUGUGAAGAAAGCUUUGUACAGACACAUGAGAAUGUGCCCAGAGAAAGUGAGGAAUGAAAAUGAACUGCAGAUUGGAAGAAAGCGCAUCGCAUCGCGGUGUGCGCUUGAAACUUUAGGAGAUCUUGGCAUAAGUGAUGGUUUUAAGAGCAUCCUGUGCGAGAUGAUAUACGAUGAGGUAACACAGGCUGUCAUGGAUGACAGGGUUAUCUUGCAGUUUGGAGAGCAAAUGUUUAAUCAGCAUGGAUCUGAUGUGAAGAAGCAUGAUUAUAUACGACAAAACCUUCGACAGAUAGCAAGACUUGUGCUCGAAGCUCAAAAAAUAACUCCUCUGAAGAACCUGGAGGACUUCUUUUACCCCUCGAGCUUCCGACAUGUGGUCUCUGCGGUGAAAGUCCUGGCAGGCUACGACCCGGAAAACAAAACAUACAACAUUCCUUCACUUGCCCUUAAGCUUGGCUACCACCUACAGAAGGCCUGUAGUAUUGUUGAGGGUAACGCAGUGAAGUGUGGUGAUGCAGGUCUGGCAGAGUCUGCGCGUAGUUUCCUCUCUGUGUACCAGAAGAAAUGGAAUGAGCUCAUUUCUUCAGGUGCAUUAACAACUCUCAGGGAAACAAAAUUGACCACAGAAAAGAAGGUGCCUUUUGCUCAAGAUGUGAAGCGCUUGAAUUUCCACAUGGAGAAUGUUCAUCUUCUUGCUGAGAAAAAACUCAGAGACAGCCCUUCUGCAGAAAACUACGCCGCUCUGGCCAAGGUAAUACUUGCCCGGACAAUUAUUUUCAACAGGAGAAAACCCGGAGAGGUGUCAACGAUUCAGCUAACAACGUUUAUGUCACGGAAAAAGUCAAACGUGUUCGAUGACAUGGAUGUGUCCGUCUCAGAUUUGGAAAGAACCAUGUGCGGGUUCUUCACUAGAGUUGACAUACGAGGGAACUGUGGGAGAAUGGUCCCUGUUUUACUAAAACCCUCAUUCACGUCGGCUAUGGAGCUUCUCGUAAAGAUUCGUGAGACAUGUGGAGUCCCCAGUAGGAAUCCCUUUCUCUUUGGACGACCAAGUGCACUGUCUGCCUACAAAGGGUCAGAUUGCAUCCAACAAUAUGUCAAAGAAUGUGGAGCUAAAAACCCUGAAGCGCUGACAUCUAGAAAGAUCCGACAGCAUUACGCAACAAUGCUGCAGCUGAUGAACCUGGAUGAAGAUGAGGCCAACCAAAUUUUAGGACCCAACAAUCAAGUCCGAAUCCUGCGACAGGACGGCGACAUGCAACCAGAUGAAGUUGAAAUGGACUCUGGAGCGAGAUUACAACGUGAAACGGGACAACAGGCUGCAUCAUGGGAUCAGACUGAGCUCUCCGCUGCAUGCUAUGAACCAGCAGAUUUAUAUCAACAAGCACAUGGAGUAACAACAGGCACCGACAUGACUGUACCUCCAAAAUCUGUCAACUCAGGCAACAAAGGGCUUCAGAAUAAAGGCAAACACAAAUGGGAAGAAGCAGAGGUCCGUGCUGUUGAGAGACACAUGAUGCAUUUCAUCCAAGGACACAAGGUGCCUCAGAAAAACGACUGCAUUCACUGUCUUGAGGCUGAACCAAAAGCACUGAGAACCCGUUCGUGGAAAGGUGUAAAGGACUAUGUCAGAAACAGGAUCACUGCCCUAAAAAGACAAAGUGGCACUUCCCAGGCUUUAUCUACAGACAGUAGCGGGCCAGGGCAAGUGGAAGCACAGCAGUGUACUGGACAUUUUUAGUAGCUGUAGAUGUGAUAUUUUGUUGAUGGCAAAACCUGUGUUGUGCAACUUUUACCUCUUCCCCUUUCUUAUUCUUCGCCACCCUGUCUCCGUCAUUGGCUUUCAUUUUUUUUAUAUCAGUCUCCAUCUCAUAUGCAGCAUUUUGAACAUUUCUGUUCAUUACGAUGACCAAGAAUAGUUUGAUUAGGUGAUUACAGAAUAUGUCUUUUGCUGUGAUUUUGUUACAACUUAUUAAGUUCCUUUAGACAGACACAAGUUCACCUUCUGUGACCACGUUAUCUGGUAUACUGUGUUAUUAUGUUUGGUAAUCCUAGUAUAUGGUAUUUUGUUUGACUUUGUUUAACCAUAUCACCAAGAAUAAAGUGCCAACAAUAAUAUUUCAGCAGCUUGUGAACAAAAAGAUGAGUAACCUGUAUUCCACAAAAAUGAUAAACUCAUGGUUUUCAGUAAUUUGCGCCACCCUGUCGUUGCAUGUAUAAAUGACAAUCAUAGAGGCAGUGAUGGAGAAAGUAUUGAGAUAUUUUACUUAAAGCAGCAAAGCUACAUACUGGUCUCACAAUUUUAAUAAUGUAAAGUUCAGAAAAUUCAAAAAAAUUCACCAGCAAGCUUCAAAGCUAAAACCACGCAUUAGGCAACCGAAUUGCAUUGUCAGUGUCAUAUUGUCAUAUUAUAUAUUUUCAGAUUAUUAUUACUAAUAACAUGCAAGCAGUGUUUUAAUGUUGUAGCUCAUCAAAGUGGAGCUACUUUCAAGUACCUUCUAUAUUUAAAUUUAUUUUACAUGUUAUAGAAAAUCAUUAAUGUAUUAUUGUCUAAACAGAUUUUCCGUGUAUGAUCUAUGUAAAGUAACCAUAGCUGUUAAAUAAACGUAGUGGAGUAAAAAGUGCAGUAUUUUCCUCCGAAAUGUAGUGAAGGUGAAGU